This is a messenger RNA of Ornithodoros turicata, 2165 nucleotides long. RefSeq lists its product as uncharacterized. Lineage: Eukaryota; Metazoa; Arthropoda; Arachnida; Ixodida; Argasidae. The record is from RefSeq and is a predicted model, not a curated record. Gene Ontology annotation, molecular function: serine-type endopeptidase inhibitor activity. The transcript is spliced from 3 exons. The coding region runs from base 108 to 2063 and encodes 651 amino acids.
GGCGCGUGCGGCGCUCGCGUGCGGUAGCUUUGCUUGGUUCUACAGCAAUUCAUCGUUCGCACGCCGUCAGGAGUUCUAUUUGAUCUGCAACUUUUUGAGGGGGGAAAAUGGAUAAUGUACGCUACUUACUUGAACACUUAUCCCUCAGCCUGAAGAACCGAGCCACCAAUCAUGAUGGGAACUCUUACUGCUAUGCACCAGACUUUCCGACCACGACUACAGCAGACCCACCUCGACAACACGAUGUCGCACAAACAGCACUUGAAGCAACCCAGACAGGUGACAGAGAAAGGGUACAAGGGACACGGGAAGAAAAUGUGCGGUGGACUGCGCCGCAGACAGUUCAAGGAGGUAGUCGAUGGGUUGAUCAAGGUAUAACACAAGGAACAGAGCAGAGCGCCGCACGGGGCAUAGUUGAAGAAAGGAGUUCGCAGUGGGUGGAUCUUAACCUGAUUCGUGGCGAUACCGAGGACACUACUCAAAAUGUUGCUAACUGGGUCGUGAUUGAUGGUAGCCAAUGGGAUGGACAAGAACACGUGGAAGCGGUUAAUCUGAUGGCGUACGCGGCUCCUGCGGGAACUGGUCGGAAGGUUCCGUGUUGGCCUGAGCAGAACGCUAGCAAAUGGGACAGACAAGAGCACGCGCAAGUGGCUAGCCAAAAUAUGUACGUGGAUGCUGAAGGAACCGCUCAAAAUACUGCAUACAUGCAAGCAGCAGACCGAACACCGAACACGACUGCUCAAGAAAUUGCUCGAGAUGAUGCACAGUGGACUCCACAGAGGGCUGGGCCAUGGAGCAGUGAACAGCACGUGCAAUCAGCUAAUCCAGAAAUGUACGUAAGUGCAGUAGAUAAUGCUCAAGAGGCUGUGCGGCGUUUGCCCAUACAAUUUGGUAACCAAUGGAGUGACGAAAAGCAUCUGGAAGAGAAGGCGUGCGCGACUUGGUACCCAGAGUACUACCCAAGGGACAGCGAAAAACAAUUUGCUCACUUGGCAAGCCCAACUUACGAAGCUGUGCAGGAACCACGGCCUGCGUGCAGCCCUGUUCAACAGCUCCACCACCUUCAACCGGGAGGUUCAGAGGAACCAAUCAGACCGCCGCCUGCCCUGUCGGAGAAAUCCACAUCGAAAUUAGUACAAAGAAAGCACGCGAUUCUGGUGAAGGGACUCAUGUUCAUGACUGUCGCGGCGUUGUGUAUGCUGCUUUUGUUCUUCGUACAAACUCAAGCCACCGCGAAAAAAGCAUUCUUGCUGGCCACGACUGAGAUCCUGUACGAAGAUUACGAAAAAUAUGUGUUGCCGGGACGAAGAAUCGCAAGUAAAAAAAGGAAUAGAACUGGCGCUACAAAUAAGAUUGUGACCGCAUUGAAGUCGAGAGUAACCACUCCCGCAGUCAGCGCCAUUGACAAUUCGGAAAACAAGGAAGCGAAACUUCCUCGGAGCAACGAAGAAGCAAUUGUCGACUAUCGCUGCCAUCCGUUCUACACCACUUACUGCAGCCCCGAAAGAAUCAAAUUCUACUUCAAAGCGAACACUCGGGAGUGUGCAAUCGCCGGACGCGACAGCGGGUCGGUCGAUGUCUGUAACCAUAGCCCUAACAAAUUCAGAACCCUGGAAGGCUGUGUCAGAAGUUGCCUCUCCCCGAAGAUCCCCUUUGCGCAGUGUUCCUUGCCUGCUAAAUUCACCGCCUGCACCCAGCAGUAUGUGCGCCGGAAGUGGUGGUACUACGACGAAGGGCGCUGUCAACAGUGGACAUUCAGGACGGGAGAAUGCCCGCUCACAAGUAGAGCAUACAGCACACUGCAGGACUGCGUCGGGAACUGCUCAUCUGUAGAUGCGAGAAGCAGCUGCCGCAUGCCCAGCGGUAAGCUGUGCGCACCUCACGAGCUCAAGUAUCCGUAUUUCGCUGUCAAGCAAGAGGAUGGUACUUUCCGCUGCGAGGUGUCUGACUUCCGGACUUUGCAUAACCACAAUUGCCUCAUUGGGCCGAACCAGUUUGCUACCAGCAUGGACUGCGAACGGGCCUGCGGUUCGCAACCAAUCUAUAAUACUGACCUUGUCUGAUCACUGCCCUUGUGUAUAUGACAUUAGAUACAGUCCGGCAUGAAAGGGCCAGACAUUUCUAAGUUGGUCCUAGAGUUGAAUAAAUUAGCGCGCUUAGAGUUU